UACUUUCCCUGCGAUUUAUACGAAAACGACUCAAUACUGAGAGUUCUUCAGUCGAAAGGGAUCGGAACAAAGUCCGAGACAUCCAUCGGUUACAUACCAUUCAAUUUAUUCUUUUACGAAGAAUUCAGUGAUAGUGAAGGCGAUGAUAGUUUUGACGACAAUUAUCCGACCCAUGGGUUCAAAGAGGCGACACAAAACUUCAUUAAAUCGGUUACUUCUCGUCUAACUGUGGCUCAAGUGGUGGAAGGAGUGAAAGCGGGAUCUGAAGUGACCUUUGAUUUCUGCGUCUAUACAUUAAUGGCCGGCUUUAUUGCCGCAUUUGGUCUUAUAAACAACGAUCCCGUCAACAUCGCUGCCUCUAUGAUGAUUGAACCCAUUAUGGGAACAGUUAUGGCAAUGACUUUUGGUUUGGUUAUAGAAGACAGAAAGCUAUUUAUGUUAGGCUUCAAGAGUAACAUCAUUUCGUUAAUUAUGUGUCUCAUAAGUGGCAUUUGGCCGACGGGUGAAAUGCAGGGAAGGGGUACUUAUAAGGGACUGAUCUACGGAGUGAUGAUUGCUUUGCCAUGUGGUGGUGCUAUUGCUGUCACUUUGCUGAAUGAGAAUCAAACUGCACUCGUUGGUGUGGCGGUCGCCUCCACUUUUCUGCCGCCAUUUAUAAACACUGGUCUUCUGUGGGCUCUGACCACUCAUUUGCAGAUAAGAGGUCUCCAUCAACAGUCGGUUCCCUACAAUAUGAGCGGCCAAAUAAUGUACUUAAAGCCCGCUUACGCUCCACAGAGUGGAUACACUCCCGUAUAUUCAUAUGAUAUGAGAAUAGAGAAUACGCUAUUGGGUUGUGUGAGUAUGGUUUUGACUGCUCUCAACAUUAUUUGCAUGCUUGUCGUCGCGUAUAUUUUUCUCAAGAUUAAAGAAAUAGUGCCCUUAGAAAAUAUGGCUCCGGGAACUCAACGAUUCUUUAAACAUGAUUUGAAGGUCGCUCGGAAGUACAACCGAAAGUCAAUGGCCACCGGAAAUAAUGAUCCAAUUGGACAGCAAAUAUUGGAGGAAUGGGCCGAAAUCUCUGGACUCGAUAAAAACCAAAUGUUGAGCGAAACACCAGAAGCCAGAGUCACUCAAUUGCAGACACUCUAUGAUAUUGCUCAAGACGUGGAAUCGGAUGAAACAUUCCAGACCGUAAUGGGCAAAGCCGUCGGAAACCCUAAUCAGUUUGGUUUGGGACGACGUCUCACACAACCGGUACUGUUCGGAAGGGGCGCCCGAAAGAGCAUGGCUUCCAACACCCAAUUCCCACAAGUGCUCACUAUUGGACAGGAUAUGCUAAAAGGACAGACCGGACGCCGCUAUACAGUUAGUCCAGCGGUUCUUAAAGCCAGGAAUAGUCGGGCGUUUAUGACGGAAGCAUCGGAUGAUAAUUCUCCGAACUCGACGGUGGGUUCCGUUCGCGGCCUUAAACCAAAUGAGUUAAUCUCAGAGCAGGGAAGGCGUCGGAGCAGUAAUUUAUUACGAAAAUCGUUGAAAAAUUCGUCACAUUUGCCGUAUAGUGUUUGGCCGAGUAGUCAACCCCCGAACAGAUCCGACUCUAUUGUUCCCAAUUUGGGGUUUUACAUACUUUUCAUACGAGAAGAUCAUAAAAGUGACGAUAAGAGUGAAAAUUACACAAAGAAUGAAUACAAUCGACGGAACCAUCAUAUUCUGGGUCCCAUCUACUUUCCCUGCGAUUUAUACGAAAACGACUCAAUACUGAGAGUUCUUCAGUCGAAAGGGAUCGGAACAAAGUCCGAGACAUCCAUCGGUUACAUACCAUUCAAUCUAUUCUUUUACGAAGAAUUCAGUGAUAGUGAAGGCGACGAUAGUUUUGACGACAACUAUCCGACCCACGGGUUCAAAGAGGCGACACAAAACUUCAUUAAAUCGGUCACUUCUCGUCUAACUGUAGCUCAAGUGGUGGAAGGAGUGAAAGCGGGAUCUGAAGUGACCUUUGAUUUCUGCGUCUAUACACUAAUGGCCGGCUUUAUCGCCGCAUUUGGUCUUAUAAACAACGAUCCCGUGAACAUCGCUGCCUCUAUGAUGAUUGAACCCAUUAUGACUUUUAAGGGA
This is a messenger RNA of Medioppia subpectinata, 2097 nucleotides long. The record is from the annotation of a GenBank genome assembly. Lineage: Eukaryota; Metazoa; Arthropoda; Arachnida; Sarcoptiformes; Oppiidae.